Diaporthe amygdali is the source of this 426-nucleotide messenger RNA. RefSeq lists its product as uncharacterized. NCBI's taxonomy places the organism in Eukaryota, Fungi, Ascomycota, Sordariomycetes, Diaporthales, Diaporthaceae. The transcript has 2 exons. The record is from RefSeq and is a predicted model, not a curated record. Bases 1 to 426 code for a protein of 141 amino acids.
AUGGAAGAAACUCUUUUGGCAGCCUCUUCGAGUGACAACUCGGGUGCGGUUGCUGCGCUUCGACAAGUCAUUCAGGCGAAUAGCCCUCACAGGCUUUCAAGCCAGACUGUGGAGUGGGUGCUCGGCACACGGGCAUCGGGCGUCUCUGCAGAUUCUGAGGACUAUAUCCGGAAUCCGUACACAGACCUAGGUAGCCGUCCACCCAAGAGAAAGAAUGAAUCUGUGAAAUCAGAAUCACCCGUUGCCGUCUCUCCGCCACAGAGCGUCAACUCCGUCGGCGACGAAGACCUUGAGGUCAUCAGCCCUGACGAAGGUGACCAAGCUCCACCGGCUCUUACCCGGCCUCGGGCUGCUAGCAGUCCCGUCCGCGGGGAUCGAAGCCAGAGCAGCGGCUCUAUGGUAAUGCGGUCUGUCCGUACAUGGUAG